CAUGGCUCCGGGAGUGCCGCUCCCGCCAGAGAUACAGCUGGCGCAGCGCCUGGCGGGCAAUGAGCAAGUGACGCGGGACCGCGCGGUGCGGAAGCUGCGGAAGUACAUCAUGGCCAGGACGCAGCGGGCCGCAGGUGGUUUUACCCCAGAUGAGCUGCUGAAGAUAUGGAAAGGACUGUUUUACUGCAUGUGGAUGCAGGACAAGCCUCUGCAGCAGGAAGAACUAGGAAGGACCAUUUCCCAGCUGAUCCAUGCCUUUCAGACUACAGAGACACAGUACCUGUUCCUGCGGGCAUUCUGGCAGACCAUGAUCCGGGAGUGGGUGGGCAUCGACCUACUUCGCCUGGACAAGUUCUACAUGCUCAUGAGGCUGGUCCUGCAAGAGUCACUGAAGGUUGUGAAAACGCAGGGAUGGGAAGAAAGACAGAUUGAGCAACUGCUGGAGUUGCUCACCACCGAGAUACUGCACCCCGACAGCCAGGCUCCCAAUGGGGUGAAGAGCCACUUCCUCGAGAUCUUCCUGGAGGAGCUGACCAAAGUGGGCGCUGCAGAGCUCACGGCAGACCAGAAUAUGCAGUUCAUUGAUCCCUUCUGCCAGAUAGCAGCCCGCACUAAGGACUCCCUGGUUUUGCAUAAGAUCAUUCGGAGCAUCUUUGAGACGAUUGUGGAGCAGGCUCCCUUGGCCAUUGAAGACCUCAUGAAUGAACUGGAUACACAGAGUGAAGAGGAGGAAGAAGCAUCAGAUGGUGAUGAGGAGUCCUCAGAGGGUGAGCAGGACCUGCAUGACACACCACCCAGGAGGCUGCCUGCAGGCUCCCAUAGAGCUAACCCUGAGGUAGACAAGGAGCAAGUGUGGGAUGAUGAGGAAAACACUGGCCCUGUGCUCCAGUUCGACUAUGAGGCAGUCGCUAACAGACUAUUCAAGCUUGCCAGCAGACAGAGCACCCCUUCUGAGAACAGGAAGCGCCUCUACAAAGUCAUCCAGAAGUUGCGGGACCUGGCUGGAGGCACUUUCCCUGAUGAUGAUGUCCCUGAAAAGGCCUACAAGAAGCUGCUGGAAGGGAGGCGGGAGCGGAAGAAGAAGAAAAAGAAACGUUUGCCCACAUUGCAGUCACAGAAUAAGAAAGGGAGAAACGAGACAGAAACCUCAAGUGCAGAUCCGAGCCCGGGGAUAAAGAGGAAGAGGAGCAGGAGGAGGGAUGAGAAGGCUGGCCAGAGAGGGCCUCCUGGGAAGCGGAGGAAGCCUGGUGCUAGAGCAAAAGGGGCUGGUGUCCAGCAGCCAGCGAGGAAGAGGAAACAGCCAUUGCCAAAUGAGAAGUGAGGUGCGUGGCCUAAGCCUGCCAUCCUUGUAGACACCUGGUUGUUGGGGCAGGGUACUGGGGCAUGCGCCUGUAACCUCCGAAUGCCGAGGCUCUGAGCUUCCUGUAGGGGAGGGACAGGAGCAGAGUGAAGGAGGCUCUGUCUAGUGCUGGCCUUCAAGAACACCCUGCCUCAGAGCCACUGCUGCAUACCGGAAACUCACUCCCAAGACUCAAAACUUCACCUGUCCUGUGCGCAGUGGAGGCCUCGCUUGAUCCUAGCCAGAGGCCAGAGGAGCUAGAGUUUGAGUCCAGAGCCCUCCCUUCCUCAAAUAAGAAAAAACAAACCAAAUAACUCCACCUGUGUGAGUACUGUCACCUCUGGCGGG
Molecule: messenger RNA, 1687 nt
Organism: Phodopus roborovskii (desert hamster)
Lineage: Eukaryota; Metazoa; Chordata; Mammalia; Rodentia; Cricetidae
Gene: Rrp1
Product: ribosomal RNA processing 1
Exons: 13
Coding region: 2-1321 (439 amino acids)
Biological process (GO): rRNA processing
Cellular component (GO): preribosome, large subunit precursor; preribosome, small subunit precursor; nucleus
Source: RefSeq, a predicted model, not a curated record